Molecule: messenger RNA, 2187 nt
Organism: Sapajus apella (tufted capuchin)
Lineage: Eukaryota; Metazoa; Chordata; Mammalia; Primates; Cebidae
Gene: ZBTB45
Product: zinc finger and BTB domain containing 45
Exons: 4
Coding region: 165-1700 (511 amino acids)
Biological process (GO): negative regulation of transcription by RNA polymerase II; regulation of immune system process; regulation of cytokine production
Molecular function (GO): protein binding
Source: RefSeq, a predicted model, not a curated record
GCCUUGGAGUCGGUGGCCACGGCCGGGCCUGGUGCCUGAAGAGGUGUCGGACGGGCACCCCCUGCCACAGGGCUGCGGAGGAGGCUGGGGCGGGCCAGGGGAGAGGCACCUGCGCUCCGUGUGGCGCGCACGCUGCGAACGCGAGGGGGCGCUGCAGGACCGGGAUGGCGGCUGCAGAGGCUGUGCACCACAUACACCUGCAGAACUUCUCACGCUCUCUGCUGGAGACCCUCAAUGGGCAGAGGCUGGGUGGGCACUUCUGCGAUGUGACUGUGCGCAUUCGUGAAGCUUCGCUCCGUGCCCACCGCUGCGUACUGGCAGCGGGCUCGCCCUUCUUCCAAGACAAGCUGCUGCUGGGCCACUCAGAGAUCCGUGUGCCUCCGGUGGUGCCCGCGCAGACGGUGCGACAGCUAGUCGAGUUCUUGUACAGCGGUUCGCUUGUUGUGGCACAGGGUGAAGCUCUGCAGGUGCUAACGGCUGCGUCGGUGCUUCGCAUACAGACGGUGAUCGACGAAUGCACGCAAAUUAUCGCACGCGCUCGAGCCCCGGGCACCUCUGCACCCGCGCCCCUGCCCACUCCUGUGCCCCCGCCACUCGCACCUGCGCAGCUUCGUCACCGCCUGCGCCACCUGCUGGCUGCGCGUCCCCCGGGGCAUCCUGGUGUCGCGCACAGCCGUAAGCAGCGCCAGCCAGCGCGUUUGCAGCUGCCUGCUCCCCCGACACCUGCCAAGGCCGAAGGGCCUGAUGCUGACACCUCACUGUCUGCGGCCCCUGACGACCGAGGUGAUGACGAUGACGAGGAAACUGACGAUGAGACCGAUGGCGAGGACGGCGAAGGUGGCGGCCCGGGUGAGGGCCAGGCACCUCCUUCCUUCCCAGACUGUGCUGCCAGCUUCCUCACUGCUGCUGCUGACAGCGCGUGUGAGGAGCCCCCUGCACCCACUGGCCUAGCUGACUACAGUGGUGCUGGGAGGGAUUUUCUUCGGGGAGCUGGGGCAGCUGAAGAUGUAUUUCCAGACAGCUAUGUAUCCACUUGGCAUGAAGAGGAUGGCGCUGUCCCUGAAGGCUGUCCAACCGAGACCCCUGUCCAGCCCGACUGCAUACUGGCUGGACCCCGCCCACCUGGUGUGAAGACCCCAGGGCCACCCGUCGCACUCUUUCCCUUUCACUUGGGUGCUCCUGGGCCACCUGCACCACCCCCUUCAGCACCAUCGGGGCCAGCCCCUGCGCCCCCACCCACCUUCUACUCCACACUCCAGCCGGAGGCAGCACCCAGCACUCAGCUGGGGGAGGCCCCAGCUCCCUCUGCUGCUCCCACCACAGCCCCCUCAGGCACCCCUGUUCGCACCCCAGGUGCCGAGCCACCUGCCUAUGAGUGCAGCCACUGUCGAAAGACGUUCAGCUCCCGGAAAAACUACACCAAGCACAUGUUCAUCCACUCGGGGGAGAAGCCGCACCAGUGCGCCGUGUGCUGGCGAUCGUUCUCGCUGCGUGAUUACCUGCUCAAGCACAUGGUCACGCACACCGGCGUGCGCGCCUUCCAGUGCGCCGUCUGCGCCAAACGUUUCACGCAGAAGAGCUCGCUCAACGUGCACAUGCGCACUCACCGGCCAGAGCGCGCACCCUGCCCUGCCUGCGGCAAGGUCUUCUCGCACCGCGCACUGCUGGAGCGCCACCUGGCCGCACACCCUGCGCCUUGAUGGGGCUGGGCCUGGCCUCGCCCACGGUGGAUCCGCGGCCUCUGGCACAAUCGCCCACGCCCGCUGCGGGACGCGUGGUUCCCGCCACUAGGCCACGCUCCCUUCUGAACCCAGAUCGUCUCUCUCCCUUCACCCCUUUCUCCAUACCAGGGCCCAAGUGGUGCCGGGCUGGAACUGGGACUGGUUAGGUACCAAACCACCUCUGAGAACUAGACCAUUUUCAGCCUAAACCAGUCGCUCAGGCCCUUGGACCCGGCCCAAGAUUUGACUCCCGGUUCUCGCCCCGCCCUCUUCUGGGUGGGGUUGGGGCUGAGUCCAGGGCCCUGCCCCACUGUUGGGCUGGGUGAGGUCCCUGGCUCCGUACUCAAGCUAUCACUCCCUCAUGGGGCACCUAAGGAGGAUCAAGUGGACCCAUCAUAUAUGAAGGCUGGGCCUCGGGACCCUCACUCAAAUAAAGGACUGUAGGCCAUGGGGCCUAAACCACGAA